CGGGGCUUAGGAACUGCCGUUGGAAUGAAUGGAGGAGUCGUGAAGUCUUUUCAACAAACAAAUGUCAGUUUCUUCCAGGAAGUCUUUAGGUUCUGAUCUCCUGGACAGAUAUCUUUUGAUUUUGAGGUGACAAGGAGCAAUGUGUCAGGAUUAUAACAAAACAUCACCCUGAUCCACACACACACACACACACACACACACACACACACAAGAACACAAACACACACAAACUAUGGGAAGUCCACAGCGAUCCACAAGAUCACACCAAGGUCACAAUAGAAACAGAUCUCCAUCUCCAGGACAAAUGCCAGCUGGUGGAAAGACCAUCGUAGAGGAUGAUCUGCAUGGUGAGACAGUGACAGUAACUGUGGAUCAGACAGAAGAAGGUCAUUUGGGCUUCAGUGUUCGUGGAGGAGCCGAGCACGGACUCAACAUCUUCAUCAGCAAAGUAGUGUCCAACAGUGCUGCAGAGCAGGCAGGUCUGUGUGUUGGAGACAAGCUUCUGGAAGUGAAUGGUGUCAGUUUGGAGAACAUCAGCAUGAGCAGUGCUGUGACAGUUCUGACAGGUCACCGGCGUCUCCGAUUGGUCCUCCAGAGAGUGGGGUGUGUCCCUGGGGUCAUAUACACCAAUGAGAAGACCACCUGGGUAGAUCUGAUCCACCGCAGGAUGGUGGUAGAAGAAGGGGGCGUGUCCCUGUCAGGAAGUCGGGAAGAUGGCGCUCUAUGUCGUACAGUUCACCUGUCUACGUCUCUCUCACAGCCUUGUCUCGGCCUCAACAUCCGUGGAGGAACAGAGUACGGCCUCGGCAUCUACAUCUCCAAACUGGAUCCAGGAGGAUUGGCUGAGCAGGGCGGGAUUAAGAUGGGGGAUCAGAUCCUGUCAGCCAAUGGUGUGAGCUUUGAGGAUAUCACUCACAGCAGAGCUGUGGAAGUCCUGAAGAGCCAACAUCACCUCACACUGACUAUCAAGGAGGCAGGGAGAUACCCAGCUUACCAGGAGCUCAUGGCCGAGUACAGCUGGAUUGAUAAACGAAGCAGUAGAACAUUCCAUUCAUCAUCGCGGGGCUCUGACUGGUCCUCCGCUUCCUCUCUGUCCUCCGGAACUCCCCUCAGCUCAGUCGCUGGUAUCUCUCAGGCCACGCUGCCUCUAUCACUGCCCCUCAGGUCUCAAAUUACUGACACUUCCAGCUUCACAGAAGCUCAGUUUCUCACAGAUCCCACAGAAAAUGAGUUCCAGAAUGAGACGAGUCUAAGCUGUGGUCCAACCGAGCUCCUGCACGACUCUGCCAUACGUAAUAAUGGAGGAGAAGGAGGAGACGAGAGAAGAGAAGGAAGAAAAACAUCUCUCCUGAUGGCACUAAGUCGACCUGGUCCACCCAUCCGCAGGACCCAAAGUCACAUGACUGUCUCAGAAGAAGAACAAAGGAAGCAAAAGAAGCAGAAAGAUGGAAGAGAAGAAGGUGGGAUCUCAUUGCAGCGUUCCAAAACCUUCCUCGGCCUACUUUGGAAGAGGAGCACAUCUAAGGAACGUUCCUUGAACGUUGAUGGUACUGCAGGAAGCAGGUCAUCUGAUCAGGAAGUUCUCAUUCAGGUGGAGGAAAUGUCCACCAAGCUACUGGACGAGGAAGACGUUGCCGUGCUGAUGGAGAUCUGUAAGCGGUAUACAGUAGAGCACGAGCUGAAGUCUUUAGUGCUUCCCCUGCUGGCCAUUCUGGACGGACCGGAGAAACUCCUGUUACUCAGGGAGAUCAGAAUGCUUGUCCCGAAGGAGGAUCUUGAGAGGUUUAACAGCAUGGUAAAACCCUUGGAAGAGGAAGCCUACGACAUAUUAAAGAGACGCUCCCGGCGGUCGUCUCCUUUGCGAUCUCCCAAAGCAGGCCACGCCCCCAAACGCCACCUCAUCACCCCUGUACCGGACCAAUGUGGUGGAUUCGAGCUCCAGGCGGCCGAGGACGUAGACAGACAGAACCGUUUGCUGGAACAACUGCAGCGUCUCCGCACUCAAUCCCAGACACCAACCAGCAAACCGGAUGACCCAAUCCCUGCAUCCUUUACCCCUCUGCUGGACAUUCCGGUAGACUCGUAUUCUCCCCUAGAAUCUCUCAAACCACCCAGAUCAUCUCCAACAGUCCCUAACUGGCUGCUGACACAAGACACACACUCUCCUCCACGCGUCAGAAGGGGGAGGUCUCCUUUCCGGAACACACACUCUGAAAAAAAAGACAAGGAUGUUUUCUUCACCGUAGUGGACACUCCUGGUCACAGGAGACCCCUUUUGUCCCAGGUCUUCGGUCCACUCAAAAGAUCGCAGAGCUCUAAAGCGCCCUCUACAGGACACAGAGAGAAUGCAGAGACACGAGAGCGUCAGGAGUACGAACUCAAAACUGUGCGCAUCAGCAAAACCAAGCGUUCACUAGGGAUCAGUAUCUCGGGUGGCGUGGAGUCCAGGGUGCAGCCCGUGGUCAAAAUCGAGAAGAUAUUCCCAGGAGGAGCCGCUUCCACGAACAACACGCUGAAGGCGGGCUUUGAGCUGGUGUCAGUAGACGGCGUAUCCCUGCAGGGCAUCACGCAUCAGGACGCUGUGGAAAUCAUCCGCCAAGCCUUCAGCAACAAACACACCGACCCCAUGGAGCUGGUGGUGAAGGUCCCUAAACCCUCCUGAGACUCCUGUUCUGCUUUACGUUCAUCUCGUCAGCUCACCACAAACAAGAGACAGCGUGAGGGGAAACACCAACACGGCUGCAUUCCAACUGCUUCUAACAUGCUCUUCUCAGGGUUCUUCUUAACCGUCUUGAACAUAAAGCUGUCAGUCACCCAGGUGAUGUUUCAGGUGUUUCAGGUUUUUCUCUUUGUCUUGGAAUUUACUUUUUCUUAUAAAACAUUUUUAUUUUUAAUAAA
Molecule: messenger RNA, 2898 nt
Organism: Silurus meridionalis
Lineage: Eukaryota; Metazoa; Chordata; Actinopteri; Siluriformes; Siluridae
Gene: pdzd7b
Product: PDZ domain containing 7b
Exons: 16
Coding region: 233-2662 (809 amino acids)
Biological process (GO): sensory perception of sound; auditory receptor cell stereocilium organization
Cellular component (GO): plasma membrane; stereocilium tip; cilium
Molecular function (GO): protein binding
Source: RefSeq, a predicted model, not a curated record